CAACAAUGUCAACUAUAAACAAACUCGGCAUUGUUGUGGAACACAACAAUGCCGAGUAAACAAAUAUAACGCUUCACAACAAAAACUAUCAAGCCAGUCGCAUUAUCACUGCUCCAAAAGCAGCACAUCGUCUGCAACAAAGUUGGAGAGGAAGGAUAUUUUCAAACCGACAAUUGGGAAUGAGAGUUUACAGUGUAAAAUCGUCAUGCUACAUUUCAUUAGACCAGAGACCUUGGAGGACCUUGCUCUGAGGACAAUUGAAGACCAUGUGUCUCAACUUUGUAUGCAUUUGGUGCAAAACAAAGUGCCAGAGAGCAAGAAAGUACAUCAUGCUCAAGAGAGGUGCAGACAACUCAGGUGCAUACUGCACUGUGCAUUGCCAACUGUAAUAGCCAAUAAAAUGACGGCCAAGUUGCUGAAGUGUGUUGAUGGCUUGUAUGAUGAUAUACGUGACUGUAUCAGUGAGACCUGGUGUCAGGAAGUGAUGUAUGAGUUACUGAGUGCCAUUAUCCAUCCAGGCAUAACAAGGCUUGAGUUGGGUGCAGAACCAAUGCAUAGUUUUGACUACAGAUAUGAACUGAACUUCAUAGUGUUCUUCUUGUUCAACAAGUUGUGCACAAUGAACGAUCUUAAAGUAAUACGACUUGGAAAUCAGUAUCGCCACAGAAUCUGGACAAACAGCGUGUAUGUGGCUGAAAGCCUAGAAGAAUUCACUUCUGUGUACAGAUGCAGUGAUGUGUUGCUGGAAGCCAUUGUGGAGUCUUGUAAGCGACUGAAGCGUCUUCAUGUCAGCUGGUCCCCAAACAUCACAGAUGCAAGCGUCUGUGGCAUCUUGAAAUUACGGCACUUGGAAGAACUGAGUGUGAUGGGCAAAAUAUCUCAAAAUGGUCUGACACAAUUAUUAAAUGGGCUAGCUGAGAAUACAGGAUCUGGAGACAAAAAUGCUAGAACAUGCUCUUCACAGUUGUUAAGUUUUGGAUGUUACAACAUUUCAUCCUCACAUAUCAGUCUCUUGGUUGAACAUUUUCCAAAUCUUAUUGAACUCAAACUGCUUUGCAGCAAUGAAUGUGAUUUCACCCCACUGAAAGGAUUGAAACAUCUACGAGGACUAUGGUUGUCAAACAUCAGAUUUACUGGAGUCAGACAGCUUCUUUGCACAAUAGGUAGUCAGCUGGUAUACCUGCAUCUUAUCUAUGCUGAAGCUGUGGAUGUGAAGUUCAUUGGAGAACACUGUCCCUCAUUAAAUUGCCUACAUUUGAUUGCUUAUGAUGAAACUGUUCCUUCAUCAGAAGACUAUGCAUAUCCUUGUCUUCCUGGCUUUGAGUCAGUUGAGUGUCUUCAUCUUAAUUUCUCUGGCACAUCUUGGCCAAAAUUCUUUCUACAUCAAUGUAAAAAUGUGAGGAAACUUGUUGUGUAUUUACGUAACAAUAGCAACUGUGAGAUGUUGGAGAGAGUUCUUCAACAGGCCACUCUAAGUCAUCUGGAGGAAGUCUAUUGGUCUCCAACCUGUCAGUUUGCACAGAAUAUUGCUAACUUACUUAUUGAAAAGUGUCCAAACCUCAGAGUCAUUAGUCCUUUAGAAAGGUAAAGAGUUGUCUGGUGCAGUUUGAUUGGAAGUGAAGAAAAAAGGGAAGGAGAAGUAGAAAUAUACUCGUGGCAUGUGAGUAGGAACUUGGUGGUGAAGAUUUUCUGACUUGUGUCUGAUUCUGUAAUUAUUACUUUAUGAAAUUUGGACAUGGUAGAUGUUGAGCUAGGUUAACUUCUGGAGAUCAGAAUUACAUAUGCCUUUUGCAGACAAUAAGGUUAUGGACAGUUUACCCAACACUGGGUAUAAUUUUACAUGGGUGCUGAGUGGUUCAUGAGACAUGGACCAGAAAAUGGUCAGAACUUGCCUUCAGUUCUAAAAUUGGUACUUCAUGAAAAUCGGUCUGCUGGUUAUAGCUGAAAAUUUUGACCCUUUAAGAAAUUUUUUGGUACAUGCAGUAAGAUAUUUUUUGUUCAUAUCAUGGUGUAUAUUUAUACAUCAGUAGCAAAGAGCAAGGUAGUGGAGUGCUGUUUUGUUCAAGUCUCCUUAAUUGUGUUUGCAGUUUAUAGAGAGACUGUCCCAGCCAAGUUUCUUUUUGUGAUUUUCCUCACUCCCUUCCAGUCAUUGCUGCAAUAGUGUCUUAAAAUAGGCUAUGGCAUUUUACUUCCACAUUGCUUAUUUUUCAUCUUCUCAUGACAUAAGAACUAAGUAAUGUACACAACUGUUACAGUUAAAUAAACUGCAAAUAAACCAACAUUCAUCAGUGCCAUUAUGGAGCUUGGUUCUUUAUGAUGAUGUUGUGUAGCUCACAUAACGUAUAUUCUUCUGUUAAAAUAUCCUGUGCAGUUCUGCCAGCACCAUUUUGAGGCUCUGUAUUUAGACAUUUGUCAAAUUGUUCUUGGGGUCACUUGAAUAUUGUAAUAAUUAUUUUAGUUGUAUGAUUUAGAAUCUCAAUGUUACCAUUAGAAUAAGUUUUAGAGUAUUAAGAUGGUAACUGCAGUAACAUCGGACAGUAUUUUAAAUUUUAUAUGUGAUGGUUCCCAGGUGCUUUAACUGGCAAUUUCACACAGUUAAACCUGAACACAUGAUAUACCUGGAUUAUUAGUGUUCUUAGAUUUUUAUCCUAGUUUGUAAUUGAUUUUAACUACUUUAAAUUUCAGAACACUGCAUUCCAGACGACGGCAUCUUGAUGCUUUAUUUCUUAUUAAUGUAUUUAAGGGUAAAAUAAAUCGCAGUUCCAUUAUGGACACUGUUGGUAUUCGUGUGCCGUCAAGGCAAUUAAGAGAAUUUUCUAUGUUUUGUGUGUGCAGUGUGCUUAGAUAUAGCCCUUCAGCCAGGUGUGUUAUUGCAGCAAAUGAUGUAUGUAAAUUUUUGGAUGUAUAUGGCAUAAAUAUUGUUUCUUUUGAUGGCACUUUCUCAUUAAGAGAAAUGAUCUAGAUAGCAGCCUAGAUUGGAUCUACCUUGGUUAUUUGUUUCAAUUUGAUUAUUGCUUUUAUUUUAUUUUUUGUAUUGUUUUAGUAUUUUUUUAGUGUUUUACAUUUAUAUUAGUGUUUGGUAGUUAUUUGUUUUUGAUGUAAUUUGUAUUUUUUUGUUGUGUUUUUGUUUUAGUGUUUGCAUGUCAUAGGCUCUUUGCUGUUGGCAACCACUCUAAUAAAGAAAUUGAACUGAAUUGAAUUGAACUGAAUAGAAUUGUCAGUGUCUCUACAGUAACUAGUAUUUAAUUUGGUAAAUAUUUGAAAAAUGUUUAGCCCAUUAGUUUUACAGGCUUUGAAUACAAUUAAAUUAUCUGAGCACAUAAGAGAUGGGGAUUUAAUAAAAAAUAAAUAAAUAAAAAAGCAUGCUUGGAGUGAAAUGGCUGUAACUUCUAUAUAUUUUAAUAAACUCUUAUUCACACUCUGUAGAUAGGUCUUGUAUUAUCUGUGGAAUAUGGAAUACACUUUAAUAAUCAAUUUAGUGUCGUGAUCGUUGAAGCAGUAAAAACAGAAGUUACAUUUCCUUGAAGCACAAUAUAAUUGUAUACAUUUUUUUUAAAUCCCACACAAUGAUGAUCUUUGUUUGAACUAGGACAACCCCCAAUAAUGAUUUUAUGAAUGCUUAUGCAUAAGUAGGGAUUUGGUUAAUAUUUCUUUCACAGGUACUAUAUUGAACAAUGGCUCACAUUUCCAGAAUGCUAUUUGUGGCUCUGCUAUACCUUGCAGCCCAAAUUCACCAAUAAGAAUUUCCACCUGUCCACUUUAAUUUGGCAUGUCUUAUAUUAAAUCUAACACCACUUUCCACAUGUCCACUAUCAUUUUUUUUAAUAUUUAUAUUAGCACAGUCAUCUGCUGAAUCUAAUAAACUUUUUAGGACUUGGGGUUUUCAUGAUUCUAUAAGUUUAGUUGGUGGUCUGCUGAUUGCAUAGCAGCUAUCUCUGUCUUCAGGGUUGAAGUGAGGAGAGUCAGGAAGUUGAUGGGAGUAAAGGUUUAGGAGGAGGAUCAGGCUGAGAAGAUUGGCCAGUCAGUCAUGUUACAGGAAAGGGAGACUGAGCUGAGACCAGGCCGACAGAAAAGUACCAAGUUUGUUCUGUAAUAUUUAAACUGUCUUCCAGUUAUUGCAGUUUAUAUUUCCCUGGCACAAUGGAUAAAAAAUGAG
This is a messenger RNA of Zootermopsis nevadensis, 4156 nucleotides long. RefSeq lists its product as uncharacterized. NCBI's taxonomy places the organism in Eukaryota, Metazoa, Arthropoda, Insecta, Blattodea, Termopsidae. The record is from RefSeq and is a predicted model, not a curated record.